Molecule: messenger RNA, 1005 nt
Organism: Neurospora tetrasperma FGSC 2508
Lineage: Eukaryota; Fungi; Ascomycota; Sordariomycetes; Sordariales; Sordariaceae
Exons: 2
Coding region: 1-1005 (334 amino acids)
Source: RefSeq, a predicted model, not a curated record
AUGUUUUGGGGCCUGACUGACCUUCUCUUAGGGAAAAUUCUCCCCCUGUUCCAUCCAAUCACUAGGCACCCAGUUACUGUCCAGUCGAAACCUGUUCAGCAGAAACAAUGCAUCCAUCAUUACAACGCCAAAAGCAAAGCCGUUACAACCAUCAAAGCGGACACAACCGUGGAAAGAAACAACUCCGCGAGGCCUGCGCCCCCGUCUGAGAGGAACUCAGUAGAUCAAGAUGCGGACAAAGGUACCAUGAACCACGAAGACGGAGACAAUGUUAACCACAAACACGAGGCCCCAGUUAUUGAGGAAGAUAUUGUUGCCGAUCAGGGCACCAUUGUUGAUGCAGACAUUAUCACCGACACCUCGACGCACCGCACCCCUUUUGGCAAGCGCGCCUCUCGCGGCCCGCCCAGGAUACAAACGCUCAGUUCCUCCAAAUACGGCCUUCUUUCCAUAAACGAGAAUGAUUUGUAUUUCGUCUUUCACCACGUGAGGUUCCCGUGCAAACAGGGAAAAUACCGAGUUGUAUUCCACGUGAUAGUGAACGAAUACCGGGAUGACCAAGAUAACAGGUUCCCGCCCGUGCAUCUGUGGCCGCAAGGAGAGUACCCAGGUGAGAAGAUAGCGAGGUCGUAUCAGGGCUAUAAAGCGGGCGCGUUGGAGGUUGUGUACAACGUGGAAGUGAUAUGUUUUCAGCAAUGGACAAGGUGGCUUACUGCUAGUUACUGGCUCCCGAUCCAUUACGAAUACUUUAAAGGGCUUUUCAGUACUGCAGUCCCUUAUACCCCGAAGCGAUGGAGCAAAGAGAGGGAACGGCUGGCGUCGCUCCGGAGGUGUUGUCACGUCCACAUGCUUCAAGCCCAAAUCGAAGCCCAAGGACCAGUCGACAAUAUUCAGAACCCUAUUCUAGCGCAAAAUCCAUUUGAAGAGGAAAUGCGUGCCCUCGAUGCACAUGUUCAAGCUCAGGCAAGGAAGGCAUUUCUCAACAAGCACUUGCCACGCAUUUAG